Messenger RNA from Homarus americanus (American lobster), 2048 nucleotides. Its product is annotated as integrin alpha-PS2-like. The transcript has 13 exons. The coding region runs from base 96 to 2048 and encodes 650 amino acids. Gene Ontology annotation, biological process: cell-cell adhesion; integrin-mediated signaling pathway; cell-matrix adhesion. The record is from RefSeq and is a predicted model, not a curated record. Gene Ontology annotation, molecular function: integrin binding. NCBI's taxonomy places the organism in Eukaryota, Metazoa, Arthropoda, Malacostraca, Decapoda, Nephropidae. Gene Ontology annotation, cellular component: external side of plasma membrane; integrin complex.
CAUGGGACGGGAGAGGAUGUUCAUAGGAGCGCCUGGCCUUCUACUGGCAGGGCCAGAUACACUCCCAGAGUCUGACGGCGAGGAAUGAGUAUGCUAUGACGUGGGAGGGCUCCGCUGGUGACGAUGAUCAGUACCUCGGAUACUCGGUGGCCGUCGGCGACUUCUCAGGAGAUGGUCAACAGGACGUGGCUCUCGGUGUUCCCAAGGGGCUUAACUAUACCGGCAAGGAGCAGCACCAGCAGGAGGAGGAGAGGCCAGUAUGGGAGCAGCCACCCUCAGAAAGGUUCGUGGGUCGGAGAAGUGAGGAGCCUGGGGCCAUCCACACCUGGCAGGAUUGGUUUGAGGAGACGGGUCUUCUCUUCAGGGAGGAGAAACAAGUAGGGUACUCUGUUUCCACUCUGAGGAAGGAGCCCUCCAUGCACCCAAUGUACGGCUCCUACUCCAUGGGCCUGGGCGAGUUUGACGGUGAACCUGGGGAGGACGUGGCCGUCGGGGUACCCAAGGGUCCCGACUCAGAGGGCGUCCGCACGGGCAAGAUCUCACUCUACACCCACGAACUCCACCCCCUUCAGAACAUCACGGGGUACCAGCUGGGGUCCUACUUCGGCUACUGCCUCGCCGUCGUGGACUUCAACAACGACGGCCUGGAUGACAUCGUAGUCGGCUCCCCUAUGUACACUGACUAUGAUGACCGGGAGAUGAAGUUCGAGGUGGGCCGCGUUCAUGUCCUCCUUCAGAACAAAGUGCAUCGCUUCAGACAGGUGGUCACCUUCACGGGUCAGGUCAACAGAGGUCGGUUUGGUCUCUCCCUCACUGGCCUGGGUAUUGAUAUAUACUUGGCCGUCGGAGCUCCUUAUGGUGGGGAGGACGGGAAUGGCGCUGUGUUUAUCUAUCACGGCUUUGUCAUCCGUGGCGGUGAACUGAUACCUGAAGACUUAAAGAAGCCGACGCAGAUUAUCUACGCGAGUGACGUGGCUACAGGGGCUCCCAUCUCUACCUUCGGCUGGUCACUCUCUGGGGGUCUGGAUAUGGACAACAAUGAGUAUCCUGACUUGCUAGUGGGAGCCUACCUCUCUGACGCCGCCAUACUGCUGAAGUCUCGCCCCAUCGUGAAUCUCUUCAACCACAGUCUCAGCUUCCUGACGGAGGGUAAAACCAUAGACAUUGAAUCCGUAGCGAGUCUCGAGGCUGGCUGUAAGACGAAGACUGGUCGACCUGUAGCCUGUGUGCCUCUCGAGUUCUGUCUGGGCUUUGGGGGUCUAGGAGUACCUGAUGAUAUCGAGGUCAACAUAGAGUACCAGCUGGACGGUAAAGUGAACGAGCCCAGACUAUACUUCCUGGCCAACAACGAGAGGAUGCUGAAGGAGAAGCUUCAGCUGGAGAGAGAGAUCCCACAGUGCAAGACUUACCAAGUGUAUGUUGCUCCAACACUGACGGAUAAGCUGACACCCAUAGGAGCUGAGGUGAAGUACAGCCUGGUGGAGCCUAAGUAUAGGAAGCCCUGCUCUCUCACCCCCAUCCUCAACCAGCGCCAGAGACUCUCCUUGACCGACUCCAUCGCCAUCCAGAAGAACUGUGGGGACGACAACGUGUGUGUGCCUGACCUUAUACUAACCUUCACUGCGCCCGACACCUUCGUAUUCCGGCAGAAGGAGCAACUGGAGGUGGACGUGAGGGUCGUCAACAACGCCGAGGACGCUUUCGAGGCCAGAUUGUACAUGCCCAUACCCCGGCCUCCUCUACAGCAGGAUCAUCACCAAGGACAACACCUCCGUCACGUGUUCCCCCGCACCGCCGGCACCAACACCACCCUCAUCUGUGAUAUUGGCAACCCUCUACCGUUACAUAAGGGGGUUCACUUCGCUGUAUUUUUCCAAGAGAAGUCGAGGACGAUGGAGGAGCCCCGCUUUGAGUUCCUGGUGGUGGCCAACAGUACUAAUGGGGAGGACUUGAGGUCACGUGACGACAACAUUGCUUUCAAGACUGUUCUGGUUGAUGUCGACACCAAGCUAACUCUUUACGGAUCGUCAGCACCAUAUCCAGCGUAA